Melanotaenia boesemani (Boeseman's rainbowfish) is the source of this 6405-nucleotide messenger RNA. RefSeq names its product family with sequence similarity 78 member Ab (gene fam78ab). The record is from RefSeq and is a predicted model, not a curated record. NCBI's taxonomy places the organism in Eukaryota, Metazoa, Chordata, Actinopteri, Atheriniformes, Melanotaeniidae. The transcript is spliced from 3 exons. Bases 1182 to 2033 code for a protein of 283 amino acids.
UAGCUAUGUAGCGUGGUGAACCUGCUGCUGCUUGCGAUGAGAGGAGGACGUAGCUGACAGCUUGUGCUGGAAUUCAAGCAGAGCUGCAUCGGAGGACCGCAAGUGUCGGCUUAUUUAAAAAUGGACCCAGUGAAAUGGGCGCAGAAGUUGAGCCGGCGGUGUCCUUUGGAUGUUUCUGUGCUCCGUCUCAAACUGCUCGUGGAAAUGCCUCCUCUCUCCAUGGGACGGUGAUUUCAGCCGCAGCUCCGAGGGGGGCUAGGAAUAGCAGGAGUGAGUGUGGAGGGGAUAACAGAAUUAUACCUCUGACCGAAGAGCUGUGAGAGCCGCUGCUGGCUCUUAAUUUCUCCGGGAUUUCACCCCGCUGAAGACACUGGAGACUUUCCAGUCCUGUAGUGCUUUAUAGGUAGAUUUCUUUUUUGUAUGACAUUCUUAUCAGCUUAAAAUAGGCACAACUCAUGUAAUUACACUGCACGAAUCCUUAAUCCGCAAACGUGGGCUAGGAUAUAUAACGCUCUUAAAUCGUUAAAUAUUUCAUUUGUCAUUUUCUCUUUUUUAUGAGGAACAGAGGCUGUUUAAAUCAAUUGAUAUUCUUAGCGUGCUCCACAGUCACCUCUGAGCUUCACAUUUCUUUAGCAUUAUGACCCUGUUACCAGCUGGACAUAUUUCGUCAGCCAUUUGGUCCAUAAACAGUUCAGGGAUCAGCUUUGGGUGACACAAAGAAUCACACAAAAGGGAAUCUGACCCCAAGAUGUAAGAUUAGUACUUUUGUUAAUUAUUUAGCCUAUACCCAACCACCUCACCUUUCAAGUGGAUGCCACAUGUUGCCUCUCCCUCUCUCUCUUUAUCUUUUUUUCUUUACUCACCCAAUAGAGCUCAAUUAGAAGACAUUUUUGACUAGACAAAAUGGAAACAUCAGUGCACCCACUGGAAAAGUUAUAAUUGCUAAGCUGGACAAGUUAAAUUGUGUUUACGCACCGGAAAGCAUGCGCUCUACGAAGAUCUAGACUUGUCUUUCUCUUCUUUGACAGUUUUCCAUUAAAGAUGCAUGGCUUUUUCCCCAAUGAGACUGUCUUUAUAUAAACACGUUUUGUGCUGGUAAACUUUUUUUUUUUUUUUUUUUUUUUUUUUUUGUGGGGGAGGGAGCAUGAUGUGGAUCCAGUGGUGAUUCUCUUGCUGUUUCCAUGCGUCUUUCUUCUCCUCCAGACCUCUGGACGUUGUUGUGGAUUGUGUUGCAGUUUAAUGCAAUGGGCUGCAUCCAGAGUAUCAGGUGUAAGCCCAAGAGUUUCCGAGAUAGUAUCAUCGUCCUGGAGCUGAACACUUCAAUCGACUCCAGCCCCACCAGCAUCGAUGAGGCUUCCAGUGUGGUCCUGCGCUAUCGGACCCCGCACUUCCGGGCCAAUGCCCGGAUCCUGGUGCCGCCUGUGGCGACUAAAGAAACAUGGACCAUUGGCUGGAUUCAGGCGUGUAACCACAUGGAGUUCUUCAAUACAUACGGAGACAAAGGGAUGUCAAGUUGGGAGCUUCCCGACCUUCGUGAUGGCAAGAUCCAGGCCAUCAGUGACUCAGACGGUGUUAACUACCCUUGGUACGGCAACACAACUGAGACCUUCACCGUGGUAGGGCCCACGAAGAAGGACAGUAAAUUCACUGUUAGUAUGAAUGACAAUUUUUACCCCAGUGUAACCUGGGGAGUGCCGGUUAGCGAGAGCAACGUGCCUCAGCUUAGUAGCAUCCACCGAGACCAGAGCUUUACAACCUGGCUAGUGGCCAUCAAUCAGGCCACCUCAGAGACACUCGUCCUGCAGACAAUCCGCUGGAGGAUGCGUCUUCACAUUCAAGUGGACCCAGAAAAGCCGCUGAGUAAGAGGGCUGUUCUAAAGGAACCUGUGGCCCAGGAACAGCCUCAGAUACUAGGCAAGAAUGAGCCCAUUCCCCCUAACGCCAUGAUUAAGCCCAACGCCAAUGACGCCCAGGUGCUGAUGUGGCGGCCAAAGAAUGGUGACCCUGUAGUGGUCAUCCCACCCAAAUACUGACCUGUUCCACAGACAUUGGCCUUGGGUACCUUAACAAUAUCAUCUCCAGUUUGUUUUGUUUCUUUUACUCCUUCUCUUCACCAGCUCUUACUGCUUAAACUCACCUUUGAUAUUUAUUUAACUAUUUUUGCCGCUAUGUUUUUCUCUCAUAUUUUAAAAAGACUGAGAAAAAAAAUAUGCAAAUGAAACCAGAACAAAGGAAAAGACCAGCUGUUGCUUUGAGGUUGAAGGCUCAAGCAUAUUUUUAUAACUGGAGUGAAUUAAGUGCAACCAUUCUACCUUCAAACAUGGGUCGGGUCUCACUGUGCUAAAAUGCAAAAAUGAUAUAGUUUUUGAGUUUUAAUUUUACAUUUUGGCUGUUUGAGCCAAGGGAUGUAAGAUUUGAGAGUGUGGAAGGGUUUUAAUAUGCAUGGUGCAUGACCAAGUCUGCACACAUGCUGCACAAAGUUUGUGUAUAAUUACUAGUUGUGUUUUAAUUUACGUGCUGGAAGAGAGUGCAUUUACUUGUGUUUGAUGUUGCGUUCUUUAAAAGACAAAUUGGGUGACACCGUAGAUUUAGUACUUUUAAGAACAUGCAUGACAUUUAAUCCAUGCUGCCUUAAGUUUACAUUGCUUUCCACUGCAAAUAUUUUAGCCUUAAACAAAGUGCAAUGCAGUAUUUGGUCAUUUGUCCAGUUUCCCCCAGACUUUUUGGUGCUGGCGCAAGUGGGUUUAGGACAGGAACAAUAGCACAGAAUAAAACCCAAGACUUACAUAAAUGUUUUUAUAAUCAGUUGCAUUUAUCUUGUAAAUGUGUUGUCUAACAAGCACAAGCAGCUUUAUGUGUAGAAACUGUUAUACAACAAAACAAAUAGGCUGCGUUACAUUUCAAGUGCAUUAUGCAACAGAGGAGAUGCUUGUUGCAGACAAAUGAACCCAACACCCAUCAGAAGCACUUAGCACAAUAAACCUAAGAUACAGUAACAUCUUGAAAAAAAAAACUCCACUGUUGACCUCAUUCAAGCAACUUUAUUUUUUGUAUAGGCUGUUGUAGAACUGUCUGCAGCUCUCCACCUCUGGGCCCCUUUUUACUUCCUUCCUCUCUCUUUUUUAUCCAUUCUGUCUUGCAUACUCCUUAUUGCUGCAGGGAGUAACUGUUUGCACAGCUCACAUUGAACAAUUAAUACUUCUGUCAAAAGGCAGUGACUGACAGAAAUGCAUUUCAUGCAUGCAUGUCUAUCUGCUUUGUGCAAUCCUCUUUUACUGUUUUUUUUUUCUACUUGUUUUUAUCAUUGGCUUCUAUUUUUUUUUAAAACAUCUUAUUUCUACAAAAUUAAAAAAACAAAUAUUUGCCUCUUAUUUGAAAACAUAUUUAUAUUUUUUUGUCCCUCCCUCCUCCAUCACUUUAAAUCGUUAUCUACAACAGUAUUACCCCUUCUAUCCCUCACUUUGUCUCCCCUGCCACCACUUCUCCUUUCUCUCACUCUUUAUCUGCCGUCUAGGCUGAAAAGCUGAGCAGGAAGCAUGCGAGUUUAAUGCCAACUGCUCGGCUGGCAUAUAGAUGACCCACUUCUUUUGGCUGCCAGUUGCCGCUCCGGCUCCAUGUGGGGCUCUUUUUAUUUUACCCCCAGCAAGCAGGCACACAUGCAUGAACGAACAACUCCGAUCAGCGAAAUAUCAUCACCUCGAAAACAUGACUCCCAUUUAACUAGAAAUCUUGGAGAGAAAGCUAAAAACCUCUUUUGAAAACAAACUGAGAGAAGCUGAAUUUGGCAUCACGGUUUUUAAUUUCCUCUUCAUGGAAGGUCAAAAAUAUUGAUUGUGUACAGCUGUUUGAUUUAGGAUGCUACAAAACAGUUCAAUUUUCACUCUCUCUGUGUGUUUGACUCUAACUGAAGAGGUGAUUUAUUUACAAAUCUGAUCUGCUUAUGUACUGAACAUGUUAGAUCACCUCCAGCUGUUCCAGUGUAUAAACACAACCUCAUAAUCAGUCAGGUAACCCAUUAGCUAUAUAGUCUAGUGAUCAAGUCAAACUCAAUAUUUCGGUAAACCCAGCAGACAUCUAACUGCUAGCUGAGACAUUUUCUUCAAAAUUUUCAGCAAAAUGCAGAUCACCUUUUAAAGGAUUCAUAGAGAUAAUCAUUGAUUCAUUCAGAAACAAUCAUACAUGUCUUGCUCUCCAUCGUGUGGUCACAGCCACACAAAGACAAUUGUCAGUAUUACGCAAGCAAAAGAGAGCUUUGCCCCCUGAGAUUCUGCUUGUUUGCAGGGGUCCACCCUUUCAUUGGCUGAUUAGUGUUGGUUCAAGCCUUUUGGUAGGAAUUUAAUAAGAAUUUGUACCAAGUCUCUUAAGAAAUGGUAUAAAUAUUUAUAUUCACUAUCCCAGUUAGAAGAGAAGUUAUCUGCAGUCAACAGUUAGUUUACAGUAGAGUAGCACAAAGAUGGAAUAGCGAGGAAACAGCUACCCUACGCUGCUUAAAAGUGACAGAAUUCCCCACUUAAAACUCAUUAAUUAGUGCACUUUGCUUUACUGAAAUGGAUUCCCAUAAUUCAAAAAUGUGUGCACAGUAGGAUGGCAAUCUCUCAAAACUCUGCAGAGUAAGCACUUAAUUUGCUCAGCACACCAAUCAGAUGACAUGAGGUAAAUUGUUACUACAUUCUAAGCUCAUACAUGGCAGACAUUCAUGCUUGGCUUGAGUGUGUCAUUGUGCCAAGCCAAGUCAUAGGACCACAUGGUGAAGGGUGAAAGAGAAAGGAACUAGGAGGCUACUAGGGGACUGCUGUCAUAAUUAGAUCUGCUGUGACACACUUUCUGAUGCCCUAUAUGGACUGAAGUGUGCCAGCUAGUGUCACGGUCAAGGCUUAAGUGAGGUCAAAUGGCAAAGUUGAGAGACUGUCACAGUCCUUAAAUGUUUGGCAGGCAUGUGCGGGAAAGACAACAAACUGAAUCCAUGUAGACAUUAAUGCCAUCUGAAAAAUAAUGCUGACAUUUCCCAAGACCAACUUGGAUGUCAGCCACUAGUUAUUUCAAUUUGUGGUUUGCAUUGAUGGCUGCAGAGAGCUGCUGCUCAUGUUAUGAACUUAGUGACCUUUCACCCAUCACAUGUACUGUUGUGUUGGACCACUUUGUCAAAAUGCACUGCCUUGAAGGAUCCUGCAAUGACUGAUGGGUAUUGUGGGUUAUACUCAAUCUGGACAACAUGUAAUUUAAUUACACCAUGACAUGCAAAGUGGCCCAAAUUCUCAAUUUGUGUGUUUUGAUUCCACAGAAGGGAUUUAGAUGGGAUAAAGAGUUUCACAGAUGUGCAUUGGCUGUUGUUGUUGAGUCAUGACUAUUUCUCGCUUCAACUCACUCACAAAUAUAGUCACCCAGACUCACAUAGACCAAAGAAGGUUUUGUCCUUGUCAGAAAACAGAGGCUGAGCUUGCGCUCACCAACACACAAAAAGCACCCUGAGGGGAAAAGAGCAGGCCUGGCGCGGUAUCUGAUUGUCACAACAGUGUCACAUUGGCAGUGUGUAAUCAUUUAUCAGGCCUGCACGUGGAUUAUCUGAACACAUGCACAUGCUAAAAAGCCAUAUGCACAAACACGCCUGUUUGCUAGUAAACAGGUAGUAAUGUGCAGCAUGUAUGUCCUGUGUGGUGUGACAUUUUAAAGUUAAAAGUGAGAAAUGAGAGCACUGAGGUCACAGGGUGUGAACUUCUCAAUUAUCAACAUUUCCUGCUAUAUUGUAGGCAAAGAAUACCAAGUGUCUUUUCUGUUUCUCAGUCUGUCAGUGUUGUUUGUAUUAUCAUGAAUUCAAAUGCUUCCUUACCUUAGCCACGGUGAAACAAAACUUUAAAACACAAAAUUGUCUGUGUUUGUUCUAAUUUUAUUUUACUGCUGUAUGGGUGGCAAAAUGUGCCAAUGUUGGACAAAGCCAAAAAGUGAGACACUGUGGGUGACUUUUGAAGUUAAAAACCUCUUGGGACUGACCGUCAGACCUGUUUUAUGUUGUUUUUGAUUAAAUACAUAUAUGUUCUUCCAGAGAAAUAUUACGGAUGUAGCCAUGCUUGUAGGACUGUGCCAAGUGAAUGGAAGUCUCCUCUCCUAAACCCACAUCCUCACAGUUCUUCAGAGGGCUGCUACCUUUGCUUUACAUUUUUUUAUGUUUUUAUUUAUCCCCUAAGAGAUAUGAAGUAGACACUCAGGACCAUCUAGUUUCACCUUCUUGCUUUUGAUUUUGUUUUUAUUCCAAGAUAAAUUAAUGUUCGGGUUUCACGUGUCUGUUCAUCCUGCUCUUUUUUAUGUCAAGGAAAAAAAAAAUAGCACACAAAAUGACAUGGGCUACUGAGUAUGUUUCUCACUUUGUUUGGUUUGUUUUAUAAAAACAACACUGGAAUAGCUCAAACA